UUAUUCUUAAUUCAGGUAUCAUAUGUUUCGAAAAGAUGGUCGAUGGGUUCAUGACACUUGGCAGUUUCAAAGUCCCACCAUACUAUAUACCAGUAGUAAUCUGAAUUCGUUUUCUUCUUUAUCGAUAUGGUAAUGGGAUUAAUGUAAGAAACAUGUACAAAUAUAUAAGGCAGAUAUAAAGUGAAAGGGGUGAUUUGACUGGAUAAGUUAAAGAAAUUAAAGAUGGAUUAAUGGAUUAGUAUGCUAUGCCAGAGAAUUUUUAAUACCUUUUUCUGAAGAACGGAAACCAUGUGGUUUAAGAAAACAAAAUAAAAUAUGAGUAGUCUACAGUUACUUAUUAACUGGACGUAAGAUUAACUGUUGACUUAAGAUGGAACUGUUAGGACAUUUUGGAUUUGGGUUUGAGUUUCCAGACAUACUCAGUGUUAUUUGAAAUUAAAUAAAAAUUUUAACGUUUACAAGUUAAAAUAUUUAUUCAGUAGAAAAUGAUGGAGAUUAUUAGUUCAACAAAUAUCACUUUUAAUGGAAAUAAUGUUAAACGAAAUUCUAGCGAAAAUGUUGGGGCAAAGAAAAUGUUUCGAAAAACAAGGAGUCCAGUUGAAUCGAAAGCUUCUAAUGCAACUACAACACCAGUUAAGUCGAACGUGUCAAGCCCUGUGAAGGAGUUUCAAACAGAUGGACCGUUGAGAGCAAGUCGUCUGGGGGCAGUUACCAACAUUGAUUCGCCUAGAAAUGAAGACUCUCCGCUGUUCAAACGAGUGCACGAUCCGUCUAGACCUCAUGCGAUGGAGACACCCAUGUCCUUGAGAAAGUGGGAUAGCCCAGCUGAUAGUGGAAUUGAGCUCUCCCCAGUCAGUAUUUCGCCACCUAAAAUCAACCCAAAGCUGCGUACUAUGUACAACAACAGCAGACGGGAGGCGGAGGAAGGGACAGAUUUCAGUAUAAAUCCUGAUCCAGUACCAUACCAGCCAAACAACUUCAUUGCAGGGAGAAGCAGUAGACUAGAAGGUGCUGAUUCAAGUGUGCCCACCACGUCGUCAACCAUGAUGAAAAAAGUUCCUGUAGCAAGACGACAUUUUGACAGUUUCGGUACAUACGACUGGAUGUCAGGCAUUCCCAAACGUGGUGUGAUGCUUCAUACAGACAGAUACCACUGGGAUCUGGCCAAUGCUUUGGAUGGGAUGAGUCAACGAGAGAGGCUGCAUGCGGAGCUGGAGUACAUGGAAAGAUUACGAGGAAUAAAACGUCGGCGGGAAGUAUUACCUCACAGAGCUCAGCUUGAUCUCCUCAUGGGAGGUAAAAAAGUGGAGUUCAAUGAAAGGUUUCAGAUACAAAGAGAGAUAGAGAAAUUAAAAUCGCUCAUCUUGCCACAACAUGCCAAAGAUCUGUUCCACGGGCGAGGAUUUGUUCUGCCGUCAACUCAUAACUCAGUACACCCAAGACGUCAUCUAGAUCCAAAUACAGAUUUAGAAGAUGAACUAAGUAGUCCGUUCUCACCAGAAAAGUAUUCAAUCAACCCAGAAACUGGGCGGGUACAGCCGCGGAACCGACAGUACCCUGCCGACCAAUCUAGCUCAUUACCAAAGAUUAACAAUAAAGGAUAUUUACUAGACAACUUUCGGGCACAGAAAGGAGAACCUAUUCCUGUUCAAACUCCAAACCCGUUCAGUGUUGAAAUGGAGGACACCUGGACUCCGUUUGUGACACGGCAGUCGACACUCAUGUCCCCGGUACAGCGCACAGGGAGUAAAUCACCAGGAAUUCCGGUAUCACCUCGACGAUACAUGAUGAAACCCAGUGAAUCACCUGAUUUGACUUUAUACCCAGUUUCACAAGGACUUAUAUCACCGAGAUAUGGUACAGGACUAGGGGGCUCUUCACAGCCAGUAUAUAUGACUCGGUCGAAAACCAACGUUACAACUGGAGGUCAGGCUAAACAUGCAGCAGGUGGUGCCAGAAGUUUGACGGCUAUGCCAGCUAAAAAAGACCAUAAUGUGAGACCUACAGUAACAGCUCCACCAGUCAAACCAGUACCGGUUGCUUCUAAACCGGACAUCAAAAUUCCGGUGAGUGCUAGAGAUCCAGAGGAAUCAGAAAUUCUACCUGAAUCAACCCCUGUAGUACCAAAAACUACACCGGCAUCUAACAAGAAGCCAGAUGUACAGGAACAGAUAGAUGAGCCUGGAACCAAGGACAAUGAUGGACAAGAUGGGUCAGUGUUGGAGUCCGGAUCUGUUGUAAGCCCAAGUAAAGCUCCCACACCUAACCCACUAAAGGCACUUGAGCUGGUUAGAAGUAUGUCCCAAGAUGAGCAGGCAAGACUGAAACAAACUUUCAACAAACUAGACACUGAUAAAGAUGGCCAUAUAAUGUUUAGCCAGUUACAGACACAGCUGCCAAAACAGUUCACCCAGGCACAGGAAAAAUACAUCAAACAGGUAUAUGAUAUCACAAGUUCACACACAUUUUUUGGGGUGGAUGAAUUCAUGACGAUGUCAUACUUAACCAGCGUUGUCACAGAUCUAACAGGAGAGCCAUUAGAAGCAUACAACAAAUUAGAUUUUCAUGGUCUACAUGAUGUUAUACUCAAAUAUGUGGAGUUAUACCAGACAGUAGAUAGAUCACAUCGAGGAAAGAUUGCAUUAUCAUCCCUUCAAGACAUCCUUAGUACAGCAUUAUCAUUGGACUUCAAGGCUGAACCUCCAAGAUGGAACAAACUAACAGAUACUAUAGAAACUGCGGAACAAGAUGUGAUCACUUACUUUGAGUAUCUUGCCUUGGUACCAUACUUUACAUCAUUGAAAAAUAAAUGAAAGAGUGAAUCAGGUGUUAUGUCAAAGAUUGAGUUCUUAGCACAUAUCCCAUACUUCCUUACAUUUGCAAAGAAGAAAUGACAUCCUGCAUAGAAAAGUGACUUACACAAGAUGUCAAGAAACUACACACCACCUCGAAGAAAUCACAAUCCAAGAAAUCAACGACAAAGUCUGGAACUGCAGAACACAAUUAUUUGUUAAAAAAUUUGACCAGCCAAAGUUUCUAGUUGAUAAAAAAACUCAGUUUGCUUUUAUUAACGUUUUGCUUUAAUUUGAUGCAGGGACUAUAUGUUUUCCAUCAUUUCUUGCAAUAUGGCAACUUUAGUCUAAGACCAAGUUAAGUUUGGAGACCAGUCAAAAGCUCCAUGCAUCAUCUGAUUGGUUAUUUUCUACUGCAAAUCUGAUAUUGUCCAAUGGUAUGGUUGCUUUUGCAGCCUGGUUGCCAUGCCCAAGAUUAUAACAUUUGAACCAGAGAUAUACAAAACACCUGGAAGGACAUUAAUUUUAUUCCAAAGAACAGAAGAAUUGAGAACUGAAAAUAACCCAAAGGAGUACAAACAUUUUUUUUUACUAUUGUGUUUAAUGUAAUUUAUACAAUAAGCAUUAAAAAAACAUUUUAAAAGUUUUCUAUUUUCAGUCUAGCUCCUGUAAUUGAACAGUUAACUGGUUUACUAUAUUUUGCUUGUCAGAGUUUGAUGUGAAUCUCUGUUGUAAAAUGAUUGUCAUAGGUCAGAGAAUUUGUUUCUUUGGUAACUCAGUUUUAAUAAAACAAGUUCAAAUAUACAUGUAAAUGUUUAGAUCUGGCAACUAUCUAACAAAGAAAGUAUCCUUAUAUUGUGAAUUCUGUUAACUUAAAAUGCAAGAAGUCAUUUUCUAUGUUUCUAGUGUAUAGCAGCAUCAGUAAAGAUAUCUAAGGUUGGCAUAGGGUUGGUGCCAUGAACCUGGUUUGUCUGGAUUUACAUAUUAUUAUAUUCAUUAUGUGCCAUUUUCAUUUACUAUAUAAUAUGUAAAGCUUUUAUAUAUUGUUCAACAGAAGAUUAAUUUCUGUCAUAUUUGCUGAGGCAAUGUAACAAGAAGUGAAUAACAUUUUUUUCAUUAUUAACUGUUAAACAGACCAAUGUUGUGGUGAAAUUAUCUCACCUAUCCUAUUUUUAUUGCCAGUUGUUGCAUUUGAAAAAAUUAAUGAUGGACAAAUUUUUUAUAUUUCAUAACACAAGUCCAGUUAAUUUAUAUGAAGGUUGUCUACUAGCUAAUAUUUUUUCAUGCAUGUUUUGUGUAAGUUAUUGUUUCAAAAAAGUAUGUUUACAUUUUUAGCUCAAUUAAUUGAAGAACAGACAGUGCUAUUGCAUUUACCGAUGUUUUUUCAUAUAGGUAAAGCUACUGCACUCGCCUAAUCUUCUACGUCCACAUCUUGAUUUGGUUAAGUUUUUGUAUGUAAGCUGGUUUCUCAGUAACCAGUUCUGAGAAAGGAUUGAAGCUUUACAUGCUUGUUCUUGUGAUUGUGAUGAACUGAUACGUAGUGCAUAGGUUCCAUAAUUGUGUUUUGCUUUUUUACAAAAGUAUGUCCUUUUUUCAGCUUAGCAGCUUUUUGUUAAGUUUUAUAUAUGUAAGAUAGUGUUUCAGUACCUGGUAAUGGGAAUGGAAUGAAACUUCACACACUUGUUCACCAUCGUGAUCUGAUAUGCAGUGCUUAGGUUCCAUUACUCAGUUUUACAUGUUUAACUGCUCCCUGUUUUUUAACUUUCGUAUUCAUUCAGCUUUUUUAAAACACAAGGCUCUUGAAUAUUUGAGUAUUUCUGCCCUUGUUUGGUUGUAUUCCAUGCUUCAAAUGGAUCUUCUUCUAGAUUUUAUUUGUUUGAUUAUUAUCAUCACAUUGUGAGUUAGUUUGCCACAACAUUGGCUUGUUUCUUUUCUUUUGGUUGCAUUAUGAAUCUUUGCAUUUUUACAUGUCAGAACAAAUUACAAGUUUAAAAGGUAGACCAAACUUUCUGGUCGAAAUGGCUUCUGCUAUAUUAAACAUCAUUUUUAUAUACAUAUUUAAAAUUGUUUUUUCCUAGGUUUCAGUAUUUUGGUGUGAAUCUCGGUUUCUUACACCUUCCAUCAGUUUGUAGCUUCAUCUUUGCAUAUUGCUGAAACCUUUUAGGGUUUUCCCAUUAUAAAGACACAGGACAUCCCCACAAUGAAUACACAUUGCUCUAACUUUGUAGGAAUAAAAAUUAUAUAAAAAUCUGUUUCACAAAAAUAGGACAAAAUAGAUUUUAGCAGUUUAAAUUCUAUGCUUAAAUUGCAGACUCAAACUGAUAAUGAAUAUUCUGAACCUAAAACUUAAAAAAUGAUUAUUUUGUAUGACAAUGUCAAUCACAAUUUUAGUGCUAAAUUCAUGCUUAGAAUCGAAUCAGUUUUAAAUAUUUCAGUUGAAAUUAUUCAUCUUCUCUUUACUAUUUUAUCAAUUUAUUUUGACAAUGGAAAUAUAUUUUUUUCUAAAACAUUAUUUUUUUAAAACUGCCAACUUAGUAUCAUAUUAAGAAUUUGUCCUCAUCCAAUGUUAAUUUUGUUGUAAUAAGUUCUGGUCUUUGAUGUUUUAUAGUGUUGAAAAAUGACGUCUCAUUUAAUAUUACUAAUCAGUUUGUCUUAGCAUAAAUGUAUACGCUGCAUUAAAAAAUUUGGGUAUAUAUGCCCAUUUUUUUUCUUCAAUAUUUUAUAUACCAUGUAAUUUGCAAGAAAAUAUCAAUAAAAUACUGAUAAAAUAUUUUUUGUUAAUAGAAGUUAUAUUGUAUAUUGUGGAAUAAUAUGAAAUUGUCUUUGGAUGUCUAGAGGCAAGUUUCUUUUUUUCCAGUAAAUAAUAAAGGGUGCUGGGAGAGGGGCUGGUGAAUAUUUUUUAAAGGGGUAUACAGUACUUCAGACAUUCCAUAGUGCUCUUUUAAGUAGAAACUGUGAUAUUGAUUUCAUCAAAAUGAUGUUUUCAUUUUAGGUCGACUUUUCAAAGAAAAAGUAGAGCUAUUGUACUCGCCUCGGCGUCGCCAUUGGUUAAAGUUUUUGAUAAAGUUAAAUAUCUCUGUUACUAUCAAAGCUAUUGACUUGAAACUUAAAGUAGUUAUUUACCAUCAAAGUCUAAAACCUGGAGAAACAAUCCCCAUAACUCUGAUUGAAUUUUGACAGAAUUAUGCCCCUUUUUAACUUAGAAUUUUUUGUCAAAAUUUUCGAUAAAGUCAAAUAUCUCUGUUACUGUUAAAGCUUUUGACUUGAAACUCAAAAUAUUUAUUUACUAUCAAAAUCUACACCAGGAGACACAAUUCCCAUAACUCUGUUUGAAUUUUGACAGAAUUAUGCCCCUUUUUAACUUAGAAUUUUUGGUUAAAGUUUUUGAUAAAGUCAAAUAUCUUUGUUACUAUCAAAGCUUUUGACGUGAAACUUAAAAUACUUGUUUACCAUCAAAGUCUACACCAGGAGAAACAAUCCCCAUAACUCUGUUUGAAUUUUUACAGAAUUAUGUCCCUUUCUAACUUAGAAUUUUUUGUUAAACUUUUUGAUUAAGUCAAAUAGCUCUGUUACUAUUAAAGCUUUUGACUUGAAACUCAAAACAUUUAUUUACUAUCAAAGUCUACACCAGGAGACACAAUUCCCAUAACUCUGAUUUGAAUUUUGACUGAGUUAUGUCCCUUUUUAACCUGGAUUUUUUUUUUACUGGGAAAGCUCUAAUUCAGAGUCAAGCAUUGAGAAAAGUCGAGCGCGCUGUCUUACGGACAGCUCUUGUGUUUGCUUAUGUUAACUUAUUAUAAUGUAUGAGUCUAUCUGUUAUGUUAACAGUACAAAGUUGUUACCAGUAUUAGUAAAAUAUUUGUUUCGAAAUCUUG
Mercenaria mercenaria is the source of this 6667-nucleotide messenger RNA. RefSeq lists its product as uncharacterized. The record is from RefSeq and is a predicted model, not a curated record. The transcript has 19 exons. NCBI's taxonomy places the organism in Eukaryota, Metazoa, Mollusca, Bivalvia, Venerida, Veneridae. The coding region runs from base 486 to 2813 and encodes 775 amino acids. Gene Ontology annotation, molecular function: calcium ion binding.